GACGCCGACAUACCAUAUAACCAUCCUCAGUACAAGAAAGACAAUUUUUAUGGCGGAUAGGGAGGAUUCACCGAAUUCACGCAGAUGUUGCAAUUGGGCAUGGAUGUUGACCACGGUGGAAGGAUGGGUGAAACUUAUCGAGACGGUAGCGACUUUCUUAGCGGCUGUUCUUACGCUUUGCUACAAGUUCUAUAACUAUUGGACGGGAUACAAAUAUCAAAUCGGCAUAGCCACCUGCGCGUUCGUCUUCCUGGUCCUGUACAUCAUUUUCAGAAGCUUACGAUGUUUCGAGAAGGUGCCACCGAUGCUUGGAAUGAUCGGAUAUUUUCUUCUCUCGGUAACCUUAUUCGUUGGCUCUGGAAUUGUGUACCAUGAUGGCAACAUCUAUAUAAAAGGGGAAGUAAUGAUUGGAUCAGUCGCCGAUCACCUCCACGCCAUGAUUAUGGAGAAACUCUAACUAGUGAAAAGCAUGGUCCAGCGGCUGUUUAGCUAGAGCUGAUAUAAACAGAAGAGCUGAUGCAUACAGAAAGAUGUUUACGCUUCGAUUGAAACACGAAGUUAGUUGUUACGAGGUAAAAUCUCACA
This is a messenger RNA of Pocillopora verrucosa, 585 nucleotides long. Lineage: Eukaryota; Metazoa; Cnidaria; Anthozoa; Scleractinia; Pocilloporidae. The record is from RefSeq and is a predicted model, not a curated record.